CGUUAUCCGAUCAAUUCACUUACGCCAGACAUUUUGGAGGUGUCGAGAGGGCUGGGUUGACGGUGGAGAGGGAUGUGGUGGUGCUUCACUGGCGAUGUCAAAGGCUGAGGUUCGUCGACAAGAUUCAAGCUCUCGCGUCACGGGGAUUUGCGCUGCGCUAAUUGGCCCGUCGUGCCUUCCGCUUUGACGUGAACUUUACUUCCAACCCCACCACCGCUACCAGCUCAACCUCGACGACACGCACCAAUAAAUCCUCAAAUCCCUCCGCAGACGCCUGAAAAGACCUGGCGAGGUCUCACCAGAACAAUUGGUGUGCCCUGGCUCGUUGCGAUCAGCUGACGUCCUUUGGCGCAUCCUACCUCCACUCCACCUCACCGCAGGCGCGACCGACACAAUGCCUUCAGUAGAGACUCCCGCAAUCUCCAAAGCCGGCAUCACAACCUCCGCAACCGGCGAACGCCACAUACCAGCAUCCGUCCGUCCCGACGGCACCCUGCGCAAAGAAAUCCGAGUCCGCCCAGGCUACCGCCCACCCGAGGAUGUCGAACUCUACAAGAACCGCACUGCUGAGGGCUUCCGCAACAGAGGAAAGGCAGGUGUACCAGGUGCCGAGGCUGUGAAGAAUGAGGAAUCUCCCAGCAUAUCAAGUCCUGCUGCAAAUAAGAAUGCCAAACGGAGGGAAGCUAGGAAAAAAGCCGCAGCCGCUGCGAGUGAUGGGAAAGAGGAGGACGGAGUCUCUGCCGAGCCCAAAGAGACAGAUAAAUCAGCUGAGGUCCAAAAGAAUGAGACCGCGAAGCUCGAGGCUGAGAAGGUUGUCGACCCUGAGGCUGAGAAAGAGAAAGAAGCGAAGAAGCUUACCAAGAAGCUGAGGCAGGCGCGCGAACUGAAAGACAAAAAAGACAAGGGCGACAAGCUGCUACCGGAGCAGUUUGAAAAGGUCAUCAAGAUUAACGAGCUUAUACGCCAACUAGAGGGCCUCGGCUUCGAUGCACAGGGAGAGAAGAAGGGAGAGACUUGAGCGCAUACGACAAGAGCUCCUCCAUGGAUAACCACACGAACUCCCGAGCCGAGAAAGCUGCUUUUCUAGCAUGGGCUGGCGAACCCACGACACUCGCGCCUUGGUGGUGCGGUCAAACGAGACGGCAGAGGUCUUUAAAACCCACGACUAUACCGCGACGACAAG
Messenger RNA from Alternaria rosae, 1183 nucleotides. RefSeq lists its product as uncharacterized. Bases 395 to 1018 code for a protein of 207 amino acids. The record is from RefSeq and is a predicted model, not a curated record. Gene Ontology annotation, biological process: exon-exon junction complex disassembly. Gene Ontology annotation, cellular component: cytoplasm; exon-exon junction complex. Lineage: Eukaryota; Fungi; Ascomycota; Dothideomycetes; Pleosporales; Pleosporaceae. The transcript has a single exon. Gene Ontology annotation, molecular function: RNA binding.